Messenger RNA from Uranotaenia lowii, 2699 nucleotides. RefSeq names its product transmembrane protease serine 9-like. Gene Ontology annotation, biological process: proteolysis. Gene Ontology annotation, molecular function: serine-type endopeptidase activity. The record is from RefSeq and is a predicted model, not a curated record. The transcript has 9 exons. NCBI's taxonomy places the organism in Eukaryota, Metazoa, Arthropoda, Insecta, Diptera, Culicidae. The coding region runs from base 85 to 2400 and encodes 771 amino acids.
CCGACUAACUCUCGAAGAUCAGUCGUUUGGUGAACGUCGACCGGACACGACUAAUGUGCUCUGAAACAUUUCAAAUAACCUAUCAUGGAAGCUGUUUACAAACUAGUGGUGCUGUUGUUGGUGCUUUUGUUUGGAGAUUCAGUACACUGUCAAGAAGCAUGCCGUACACCGAACCAACGUGAUGGACGCUGCAUUCCACGAGUCGAGUGUCGUAGUUUCAGUCAGUACUUCACCCCGGACAGAAUUCUCAGCCAGGACGAGUUGAAUUUUGUCCGGAUGUCGCAGUGUCAGCCGCGUAAAAUUUGCUGCCCCGAUCGAGUGGUUUCUCCUGAUCCACUUCCUGUGACUACUACUUCAACGCCCCAGCCUACUACGGUGCUACCAUCUACCGGUGGAAGCAGCGAUCAAGUCAAACUGCCCGACCCGAGUAAGUUCGAAUGUGGCCUGGACCAUCUGGGUGAUCGCAUUUAUGGCGGUGUAAACGCAUCGAUCGAUGAGUUCCCCUGGUUUGCGCUGCUCGAGUACCAAUCGAAGAAAGGAAUCAAGGAGUUCAAAUGUGGUGGUUCCCUGAUUUCUCGGCGUUAUGUCAUGACCGCGGCUCACUGCUUGGCAAAUAAAAAGUUAGACGAUGGAGAACGAUUCCUCGGAGUGCGACUUGGUGACCACAAUACCGAGACGGAGGUUGACUGCGAAGGAGUGUACUGUGCCGAUCCGCCGCAAAAUUUCGGUUACGAAGAAAUAAUCUUUCAUCCGGGGUUUUCCAAAGACAAUCAGGCGAUCCACCACGAUAUUGCCUUGAUCCGAUUGGAUCGUGAGGCAGUGUUUAACGAUUUUGUUACACCGGUUUGCCUUCCGGAUUCUCGUUUCUCGUCGACGGUGGUCGGUCGAAAUGUGACCAUCGUUGGAUUCGGCCACACAAGCAGACGAAUACACAGCGGCAUUAAGCAAAAAGCCUUCAUACCGAUCUUCGAUCCGGUGAAGUGUCGAGAGAAAUGGUCCUCAAAGCUCCAGCUGGUAGAUGAGCAGUUAUGUGCCGGAGGCGAUUAUUAUAUCGAUUCUUGUGGGGGAGAUUCUGGAGGCCCUCUGAUGACGCAAAGACUGUACUGGACCCAGGAAGGGAUCGUAUCCUUCGGAAACCGUUGUGGAUUAGAGGGAUGGCCUGGAAUUUACACGCGCGUCGCGAGCUAUGUCGAUUGGAUCAAACAAAACGUUCGGCCAUAUUCUGCACCAGUAUGGGAGGUCGCUCAGAGUUGUACCAUUCCGAACGAGCUGCAAAAGGGAGUUUGUGCAAAACCUCAGAACUGUCCGGCGUACACGGUCAUCAGCGAUCAUACCGAUUUGAGCUCGGUAGGAAGGGUCAGUUUUAUCAAACAGAUCCAAUGUAACCGAUCAUCUGAACCGGAAAAUACUCGAGCUGCCCUACCCGCCGAUGGAACCGUUUGCUGUCCUCGUUCCGGGAACUACAGAAAACCGACGAUUAGUGCCAACAUUCCCAGGCGCGCUCGACCCCCGGCACCGGACAUUCAUUCGCGGCUAAGUGGAAUGGACGACGACGUGUGCGGCUACCAGGCUUACGGCCCAAAGAUCAAGGGCGGGGAGAUUGCCAACAUUGACGAAUUUCCCUGGAUGGCGUUGUUGAUCUAUGCACUUAAAACGUCCAAUAGCCUGGUUCACGGAUGUGGAGGGGUGCUGAUCAGUAGGAACUUUGUUUUGACGGCCGCUCAUUGUGUCUCGGGCAAGGAAUACGAAUCGAAGGGACCGUUAAAAUUUGUCCGGCUGCGGGAGUACAACAUCUACCAGGACCCGGAUUGCGUCAUCGAGAACAACUUCCAGGACUGCUCGGACGACAAGAUCGAUGCGGAACCGCGUAACAUUCUGCUGCACCCGAUGUACGACUCGGAAUUCCGCAGCAAGUACCACGACAUCGCGCUGAUCGAAAUUGACGAUACGCCGGAAUAUUCGGACUUUCUGCGGCCGAUCUGCCUUCCCGAGGCCCACUACGAUAAUGGGGUCGCAAAGGGGCGAUAUUUCAGCGUGGCCGGCUGGGGUCGGACGGAUAUCUUCCGGAAGCAACUCGGCAACAAUGCGCUCAGCCCGAUCAAGCUGAAGGUGAUUCUGCCGUUCGUCGAUGCUGAAACUUGCCAGAAGGUGUUCCGGCCUCAGCGUUUGGAGCUAAGUUCCGGCCAGUUGUGUGCCGGUGGACAAAAUGCCCGCGAUACCUGUAGCGGAGACAGUGGAUCUCCGCUGAUGCACUAUGAUCCGCAGCACGGCGUGUGGGUUCUGACCGGGCUGGUUUCCCUGGGCGUUCGAGAUUGCGGCACCGAAGGUGUUCCGGGUGUCUACACCAACGUACGCGAAUAUCUUCCGUGGAUCAAACAGAACGCUCGUAUGAUGCGCUAAAGACACGACGACAUCCGCGGUAGAAACGUGAUGAUUGCUCUCGGAACAGGUUUGUGGAUUUGAUGAAACCGGUCAUGCUGUAUGGGAAACCUCCAACCGAAAACGUCACUCUGCAGGGAGGAAGCAACCGGCAUUUUUUCUAUCGAGAUAAUAAUAUUGUAUACAAGUAAGCAACAGAUUGGAAACGAACGUACAGCGGGAAUAAAACAACUGUAAUAUUCGAACUCAGACAUGACGUCAGUUUAAACAAGUGCCAAGAUUUGUGGAAGAUUCAAAUAAACAAACUUAGCUACCUACUA